GUGUUGCUCCUGUUUGAGAUCAUGGAAAACAGAAACCAUACCUCAGAUUUCAUUCUUCUAGGACUCUUUAACCAUACAGAAGCCCACUUCUUCCUCUUUGUGAUGAUGCUGGCAGUUGUCUUCAUCUCCCUGAUGGUCAAUGCCCUCAUGCUCUUUCUGAUCCACUGGGACCACCGCCUGCACAAACCCAUGUACUUUCUACUGAGCCAGCUCUCCCUCAUGGACAUCAUACUGGUUUUCACCAUUGUGCCCAAAAUGGCAGCCGACUACCUGACUGGAGUGAAGUUCAUCUCCCUUGCUGGCUGUGGGCUGCAGAUCUUCCUCUUCCUCACCCUGGGUGGUGGAGAGUGCUUUCUCCUGGCAGCCAUGUCCUAUGACCGCUAUGUGGCUGUAUGUCACCCACUGCGAUAUCCCAUCCUCAUGAGCUGGCAGGUGUGCCUGAGAAUGAUUUUGGGGUCUUGGCUUCUGGGAGCAGCUGAUGGGCUCAUGCAGGCUGCUGCUGCCCUGAGCUUCCCAUACUGCAAAUCACAUGAGAUGGAUCAUUUCUUCUGUGAGGCCCCCAUGCUGGUGCGCCUGGCUUGUGCUGACACAUCUGUCUUUGAGUCUGCCAUGUACAUCUGCUGUGUGUUAAUGCUUGUGGUCCCGAUCUCCUUGAUCCUGACCUCCUAUGGUCUCAUCCUAGCUGCCGUUCUCCGCAUGCGAUCCACAGAAGCCCGCAAGAAGGCUUUUGCCACCUGCUCAUCACAUUUGGCUGUGGUAGGACUCUUUUAUGGAGCUACCACUUUUAUUUAUAUGAGACCCAAAUCAUACACAUCAGCUAACCACGACAAGAUUGUGUCAACUUUCUACACGAUAUUCACGCCUGCACUGAACCCCCUCAUCUACAGCCUGAGGAACAGUGAUGUGAAGGGAGCUUUCACAAAGUGCAUGGGUCAAUGUGUUGCCUUAAAUCGUAACUAG
Choloepus didactylus (southern two-toed sloth) is the source of this 960-nucleotide messenger RNA. Its product is annotated as olfactory receptor 2T8-like. Gene Ontology annotation, molecular function: olfactory receptor activity; G protein-coupled receptor activity. Gene Ontology annotation, cellular component: membrane. NCBI's taxonomy places the organism in Eukaryota, Metazoa, Chordata, Mammalia, Pilosa, Megalonychidae. The record is from RefSeq and is a predicted model, not a curated record. Bases 22 to 960 code for a protein of 312 amino acids. Gene Ontology annotation, biological process: G protein-coupled receptor signaling pathway. The transcript has a single exon.